CCUAGACCUGAUGCUCAUUUAGCAUGAUUGGAAGGUAGUGUUUGAGGUCUUCAAAACAUUAUUCCGAACGUCAACCUAGCAGGAAACUGAUGAGGACCCUCAAUCCAGAACAGACGGCAUUCUAAACAGUUGAGUGGUAAAAAUUGUUUGAGAGGCAUAUACGAGAACAAUAGCAGAUACAAGUUCAACAAACGCUCGGCAAUCAUCACAGAUACGAUUUAGAGAUCGAUCAUGACGAAGACGGAUGGAAUUUUUUUCACUCCAUCAUCUUUACUGAAAAACCUGAGACAAACAACAUUGGGCUCGGCAACAGAAAAUGAUAAUAACGAUGACGAGAGCAUAAAUGAUGAAACCAAAAACUCUUCUGAUGAUCUUGGGGAACCUCUGCCGAUCGACCUUCCGCUCAAUGACUUAGCUCUUUUGAAUGAAGAAGACAUAAGAAAUCCCAGUCUUUUUUCGGAACUUUACUCCAUGGCUUACGUGUCUGCUGGUGAGUGUGUCUGGAUUUUUCUAAAAUCUGUGCGCAAUUCACAACCGUUGUGUUGAAACUAUCUGAGGCAUUGCUUCGGCGUGGUCAGGUUUUGGUACGGUGGGAGUGAAUGAAAGUGAUCUGACCUUUUCUCAUUUGUUCCUGUUGAUCACUCUAUGAAUGUUAAUGCUACAGCCAUUUUCGCUUUGGCGGACGUCCGAUCAGCUGCUCGUGAAGGGAUAAUCAAGGUUUCAGACGAGUGUUCCAUCCAAAACCUUCCCGUCACCACAGAAGACAUUAUAGAUGUAUUUGGUGCAAACGAAGAACAACUCAAACUCAUUCUCAAAGAGGACGACUUUUCACUGUUGAAAAAGCUAUCGGAAAGAACUGAGAUGCUUAGGAACAAAAAUACUCCCGACAAACCGAACGCAUUAACUAUGGUCCUGGAGUGCACACUUGAUCAUUUCGGUGACGAUAAUGUCGCACGCGAUUGCGUUUAUCUGAUCUUUAAGAACGAUCUGAACAAAAGGAUUACGCUAUGCUUUCGGGGAUCAAUUACUCUGCAAGACUGGAUAAAAGAUAGCAAGGUAUUUGUGGAUAACAUUCCCAAUCCUGUCGCAGAUCGACAUGGCCAGGCGCCUACCAUUGGAGUUCAUCAAGGAUUCAAAGAGUACUUGUACGGAACGUCAACAUCUUCUUCUUUUGGAAGUUUGAUGGAAUCGUCCAGUAAAAGAGAGCCGGAUUCUGCUCCUUGUAGUGUUCGUGAUGCAGAUGAAUCAAGAACAAACAUAAAUUCUUGGAAAUUCAAUUCCAUCGCUUCGGCCUUUCUGAAAUGGAAAGAGAAAGUCAGUAAGAGUGAGGUCGAUAUCGGAGGUAGUGUGAAUAAAGACAUUACAUAUGCUAAAACUAGCGACUCUAAUGACGUAGAUGAUGGACAACGUAAUGAUCAUGGCGACAUGACUGGUAAAGUCGAGAAGGAAAAAUACAACAAUGACAUUGGGGAUAACGAUGAAAAUCCCCGUAACGCUGAUCCUUCCGAAAUGCCAGGCAAUACUGAAAAUCCGAACGAGGAUGUUGCUUUUCCUCCUGUUCACAACUGUAGAUUGGACAAAAUCCUAGACGAACUCGAGAGGCUUCGUAAAAGCUACAAUGAUUAUUCUAUUUAUAUUACUGGACACAGUCUUGGGGGAGCACUGGGGCUCCUGACAGCUCUGGAAGCAGGGAGCCGGUUUGGGGAGAAACAUCUUCCCGUCACCUAUGUCGGAAUCGCCAAUCCACGCGGAGGGACGGUACGUCAAAUUUUCCGUACUAUAUGAUAGACAUUUGAGUCAAAUCGGCACUUUCUUACCAUUUCAUUUUUGCACGAGCACAGGAGGGAUUUCGGGAUGCUGUUUCUGUUCUUGAGAAAGAAGGAAAAUUGCGAUGCGUUUGUGUUCACGGUGUUCAUGACAUUGUUCCAAUGAUACCUGCUUCCUCAUUGAAUAGAGCAACAAAAAAGAGAUUCUGUCAAUCAGGGAUACAAAUGCUCCUUGAGAAGGACAAACUUGAAAUACGAUAUUCUCCAAAACCCGACGACAAUUAUAAUAAACGUGUAAGGAAAGCUCUUAGCUCUGCUCACAAAAUUAAAGAGAGGCAUCACUACAUAACAUACUUGAACGAACUUCGAGGGUUUUCGAAAGCGCUUCGGGAACUUCAUAUUAAUGAUUACUACAAUAUGAUAUAUGAGUCGGAAAUAUUCGUACCGUCAGAGAGGAAAUCAACCCCAAUGGAAAUCAAAGUUAACACGGACUGCGAUGCGUGAGACUGUGGUCAAUGCGAAGACCAUGACUAUAACAGUGAUUUUGGGAGAGAAAAGAAAGGAGCCAACGUUCCGAUCGAUCCCCUUCAGACGGAUACUCACGUCAAAAACAUUUUUCCAAAAAAGAAGACCCUUUACAUCAACACAUUGCCGGUAAGCACAACAUUUUUCUCUCGAUCUACUAUGCGCAGUAGUUAUGGGGUCUCUUAGUCGAAGUUUCAUAGCAUGUUGAAACAAAUACUGCCAGCGUAAUAACGCAUGGUAAUUAUCGAACUGUAGUAACCAAAUUACUUUUUGAGCUGCAGUCUUCAUAUGUAUGAUAUGUGCAGAAAGGAGAAAAAAUUUACUUUUUUUUUAAGAUGGAUUAAUUUACACACACCAGCGAGGUGGCACUCAAACAGAUACUACUGGUGAGGGCAACCGACAAGAAGUAAGCCUGAAUUGACUUCAUCACUUGAAAUUAUUUACUGUUAAAGAUAGCACUCUGCAUUGAAUAUUGCUACUCCUGGUAUUAGUAUGCUCAUUGUCUUCGGUCCUUUAUUCAUGCGAUUCUCAAAUAACCAACAUCAUUUGUA
Molecule: messenger RNA, 2842 nt
Organism: Pseudo-nitzschia multistriata
Lineage: Eukaryota; Bacillariophyta; Bacillariophyceae; Bacillariales; Bacillariaceae
Source: the annotation of a GenBank genome assembly